GCACUCGAUCCCAACCGCUCUAUCCUCCCUGCAUCACCUCUCCGAUCGUCUCCGCGUACGCACAGGCGAAUAAGGGAAGGCCCGGGACGCCACCCUCUUGCGAAUGACAGGACGAACAUAUUCCAGGACACAGACGACGACGAUGGAGAGGACAAGGGCAAAGAAAAGGAGAAGGACGAGGAGCCUGAGUGGCCGGCGAUUGAUCGCAUGCGCCUGUGGAGACACGAUGCGCUCAUGCAGCAUCUGUACGACACCGCUGCCUUUUGGGGAGACAAGAUCGUCUCUUGGACCAAUGAUCCCAACGACGCCUUCUGGCUCGCGCAGACCUUCUUUCUGACACACCAGUACUCGCGCGCUGAGCGCCUGCUCACACGUCCUUUCCCAUCGAGGCCACCGUUUCGCGGCCCCCCCAGCUCGCGCUCGCAGUCUAUGACCAACGGAUUCGGUUCCCCACCUCACCCUUCCAAGUUUGCCCCGCAUCAUGCCACCGGCAUACCCUUCCCUGAUUUGAAAGGAAAGGGGCGCGAAGAACCCCGUAUUCCAGUUGGUCCGGCAGCUAUGAUUGAUGUUGCGGCAGAGCAGCAGGAGGGCAUUUCCAGGCUAGUCGACAUGAGUGUUGUCUGUCGAUAUCUGGCCGCACAGUGUUUGGUGAGGCAGGGAAAAUGGGCAGAAGCUACGGAGAUGUUGGGCGAGGCGAACCCGUUCAGAAACACAGGUCGAAGCGGUCCAGCCGUGCCAAAUGUCGACGGUGGCAUAAAGGUUGAGGCGUCAAUGUGUCACCUUCGUGGUCUUUUGAUGCUAAAACUUAACCGUGGAGAUCAAGCAAAAGCUUGCUUUAUGGAGGCGCUUGCUCUUGAUGUCAAAUGUUACGACGCAUUUGAUCAACUGAUUAGCGGUGAAAUGAUGACCCUUGAAGAAGAGUGGGAAUUUGUGCAGUCUCUCGCGUACAAAGAACAAACGCCGGAAGACGCAGAGUUCAUUCGACUCAUCUACACCGCCCGUUUGCGGAAGUACAAGCACGCCAAUGAACAUGCUCUCACACGUCGUCGGCUCGCAGAGGAGUUUGGGCUGUCAGACAAUCCAGACGUGCUAUUCAGCUUCGCAGACGCGUUAUAUGCGCAAUUUCGAUGGGCUGACUGUUUUGUCAUCACCUCUCGAAUAUUAGGCUUGGUCUCAGUGCACGCGCCGACGAUGCCUUUGCACAUCGCGUGUUUACAUCAUCUAAAACAUCUACAUUCGAAGCUGUUCGUUUUGGCACACGAGCUCGUAGAGCGGGAGCCCGAGUCCCCAAUCAGCUGGUAUGCAGUCGGUGUGUGGUAUUUGACUCAGAAGAAAUGGUCAGAUGCGCGAACGUAUUUCAGCAAAACAUCGUUAAUGGAUCCGCGGUUUGGGCCUGCGUGGAUUGCGUUUGCGCACACGUUUGCGUUUGAGGGGGAGCAUGACCAUGCUGUAACCGCGUAUUCAACAUGCGCGCGGAUGUUCACUGGAUCGCAUUUGCCACUCAUGUUUGUUGGCAUGGAACACAUUGUGCUUUCGAAUUACGGACCUGCGGAUGAAGCUCUCAACGCUGCAAAUUCGAUGUGUGACGGCGAUCCAUUGCUCAUCAACGAACGUGGUGUCAUGGCCUUCAAUCGUGGACAGUACGCAGACGCUGCUGCGAUGUUCAGACAAGCGCUAGAUUAUGCGCAUGUGACACAAGUGUCGCAGUCGUCGUGGGCAACGACAUAUCUCAACCUUGGGACGUGCCUACGCAAACUUGGGCUUUUGGAAGAAGCAAAGGACGCGUACAUCAGAGUGUUGGAAAUCGACAGCCGUUCGGCAGCGGCACUUGGGUUUCUCGGCCUGGUGUACCAUCUUUCAGACCGGGUGCACGAUGCGAUCGUCAAAUACCACGAGGCACUCUCGAUCAACCCCCUCGAUGGGCAUGUCCUCGAUCUUCUCAACCUCGCGCUCGAAGCUACC
This is a messenger RNA of Heterobasidion irregulare TC 32-1, 1962 nucleotides long. RefSeq lists its product as uncharacterized. Gene Ontology annotation, molecular function: protein binding. The annotation marks the transcript as partial. The record is from RefSeq and is a predicted model, not a curated record. Gene Ontology annotation, biological process: cell division. Lineage: Eukaryota; Fungi; Basidiomycota; Agaricomycetes; Russulales; Bondarzewiaceae. The transcript has 11 exons.